Molecule: messenger RNA, 321 nt
Organism: Helobdella robusta
Lineage: Eukaryota; Metazoa; Annelida; Clitellata; Rhynchobdellida; Glossiphoniidae
Exons: 3
Biological process (GO): regulation of transcription by RNA polymerase II; developmental process
Molecular function (GO): protein dimerization activity; DNA-binding transcription factor activity, RNA polymerase II-specific; RNA polymerase II transcription regulatory region sequence-specific DNA binding
Source: RefSeq, a predicted model, not a curated record
AUUAAACUGAGACGAACGGCAAACGCCCGAGAGAGAGAUCGAACCUACAACGUUAACAAUGCCUUUCACCAUUUGCGAUCCAUCAUACCCACUGAGCCAGCUGAUCGAAAGCUAUCGAAGAUUGAAACUAUCAGACUGGCCACCAGCUACAUCGCUCACCUUCACACCGUCAUCAACACCGACCUUCACCUGCACCAACAACCAUGCCUGAUGAGUGGUGCCUGUGAAGGCGUUGACGAUGGUGGGGACAAUGGGCCGACCAUCAUCUGCACGUUCUGCCUCAGCGCUUCAAAGGCCCAUUCAAAUGGGGUUACGUUCUGA